This is a messenger RNA of Portunus trituberculatus (swimming crab), 1913 nucleotides long. RefSeq lists its product as uncharacterized. The record is from RefSeq and is a predicted model, not a curated record. The transcript has 9 exons. NCBI's taxonomy places the organism in Eukaryota, Metazoa, Arthropoda, Malacostraca, Decapoda, Portunidae. Gene Ontology annotation, molecular function: oxidoreductase activity, acting on the CH-OH group of donors, NAD or NADP as acceptor. Bases 318 to 1628 code for a protein of 436 amino acids.
CUAAACCCAUCACCACCUGUCGAAAAACUUUAACAUUUUUCCUAAUAACUCAAAAAAUAAGCAAACCAGGAGGAAGCGGACAAGUGGAGGGUGUAGGUGGAUGAUCCCCGCCACGUGCAAGUACAAGGGAGGGUGGAUGGAGAGCGAGAGAAGGGAGAAAUAAGCGAAAAACCACGCCCUCCGGAACUGAGCAAGCGCAGGAUCGUCACCGAAGUUAGGGUUGGGCUAUGAAGGAGAGGUAGUUUGUGAUACCUUCCUGCGCGCUACACACCCCUCCACUCUUCCACCCUUUUCUCCGCAAUAUCCACUCAAACAUCAUGAGUGAGGAAGUAAUUCUGGUGACCGGGGUGAGUGGGUACAUCGGCGCCCACGUGGCCAAGCAGCUGCUGGAGGCGGGACACAAGGUCAGAGGCACCGUGCGAAGCCUGGAAAACGAAGCCAAGAUCGCGCCACUCAAGAACUUAGCGCCAAAUUCAAAGUUCCCGCUUGAGUUAGUGGCAGCAGAUUUGACUAAGGAUGACGGCUGGGAGAAGGCCGUGGAGGGGUGUUCAGGGGUGAUGCACGUGGCCAGCCCCUUUCCUGACAUCACCAGCAAGGCAGUGACUGAGGAGGAGCUGCUGGAACCUGCUAGGGAGGGCACUUUGAGGGUUCUGAAGGCUGUGGCAGCGACUAAGGGAGCUGUCAAAAGAGUGGUGCUGACAUCUUCUUUCGCCUCUGUGUUUGGAGAGUCAACGCCAGAUCCCAGCAAGAAAUAUAACGAAGAGGAUUGGACAGACCCCGAAUCGACAACCCUUGACCCUUAUACUAAGUCGAAGGUCGUGGCGGAGAAGGCUGCUUGGGAAUACAUCAAGGAACUGUCCGACGAGGACAAGUUUGAGCUGUCAGUCAUCAACCCGACACUGGUGAUGGGGCCACCGUUGCUGGAGACCCACCGUACCUCCACCUCAGUCUCGCUCAUGACCGGGAUUGUCAACAAGACUUACCCUGGCGUGCCUCGUGUGCAGUUCCCGGUGUGCGACGUGCGUGAUGUGGCCAGGGCUCAUGUCAAGGCGCUAACUCUCCCAGAAGCCGCGAACAACAGACACAUCAUUGCCACGGACAGCUGCUGGUACCGGGACAUUGCCAUCAGCGUAGCCAAGGAGUUCAGGCCGCAGGGUUACUCUAUCGCCACCGCCCAGCUGCCUUAUGCCCUCUGCUGGCUGGCGGGACUCUUCAACAGGCCUAUGAGGAACAACAUCUUGCCACGCAUUGGGAAGACUAUCAAUGUGGACAACAAGAGGAUGGUGGAGGUGCUGGGAGUGGAACCUACAGCGAUUGACUGUACUUUCCACGACAUGGUGUACGCUAUGGUGGACCUCGGCAUUGCUAAGAAGGCCAAGAAGUACAAGAUGGUUGGCUCCCACGCAGAUACCCCCGCGGUGAAUGGAGAAGUGGAGGAGGAGAAUAAAGAAGGGAAGAAGGAAGAGGAGGAGGAGAAGGAGGAGAAGGAGAAGAAUGAAUUGGAACCAGAGGAUAAAGAGAAGAAAGAAGAUGAAGAAAUAAAGGAAGGAAAGGAGGAAGAGGAGAAGAAGAAGGAAGAGAAGAAGAAGGAGGAGGAGGAGGAGAAGAAGGAGGAGGAGGAGAAGUGAAGGAGGAAGAGGAGGAGCAGGAGUGUGGAUGUGGAUGUGACGAAGGCAAGGAUGUGGAUAAGCUUAAGUUUUGAUGAGGAAUGUGGAGCGAUGGUGCACACUUACAUAUAACACACGCACACACGCACACACACGCACACGCACACGAAAAUCACUAUAUAUAUAUAUGUAUUUGCCGUAACGAGAGAGAGAGAGAGAGAGAGAGAUAUCAUUGUACCGUGUCUGUAUGUCUGUAUGUCUGUUUCUUCAAAGGUUGCGAUAAAUCUGCUUCGUCUCUUCAAUAAA